Messenger RNA from Polypterus senegalus (gray bichir), 977 nucleotides. Its product is annotated as melanoregulin-like. The transcript is spliced from 5 exons. Gene Ontology annotation, biological process: melanosome transport; melanocyte differentiation. The record is from RefSeq and is a predicted model, not a curated record. Bases 73 to 657 code for a protein of 194 amino acids. Gene Ontology annotation, cellular component: melanosome. NCBI's taxonomy places the organism in Eukaryota, Metazoa, Chordata, Cladistia, Polypteriformes, Polypteridae.
CACAAAUCCGCGGGUGGAGACUCGGCUGACGACUCCGCCCCCUCGCGAACAUCCGCCAGUGAGUGCCGUGCGAUGGGCUUCGGGGAGCUGCUGCUCGGUCUGUGCUGCUGCUGCUUCGGCGAUACCGGGGAGCAGAACUGCGAGAAGGAGCCGCUGCGGAGUGGCCACCAGAAGUCGGUGUCCAUGACACAGCCAUCGAUUUGGAGGGACGAGGACUGGAACCUCUGGAGUUCGCCCCACGACUUGUCUCACAUGGAGACCGACGACGACCGGCAGCUCUGCACGCUUAUUGUGGCCAGGAAUCAGCUGGACGAGGACACCGAGGAAUGGGAGAAACUGAACUUCGACAUUCACAGCCUGCGGCAGGUGCGGCGAGAAGUCAAAGGUCGCUGGAGGAAGAUCCUGCAUCAGCUGGGCUUUCAGAAGGAGGUCGAGUCCCUGCUCUCGGUCACCAAGUCCAGCACCCUGAGCGAUGCCACGAAGCUGGGUGAAGCCAAGGACAUCCUGCUCAAGCUGGCAGAGGAGACGGGCAUAUUCCCCUCGUGCUGUGGAAUGCAGGAGCGAUACGUCUUUGUGGUGGACCGUCUCCUGGUGCUGGACCUGGGAGAAGAAUUCUUUAAAGUGGCGAGAAGGUGUUACCCCCCGAGCUGUGACUGACCUGCAGGUGGCAUCGUAGGCUGCUAGGCCUGUGGCUAACUGCCGUGAUGAAGAUUCAGUGCUGCCACCCCCUGGCGAGUUCUUGAGCUGGGCGGCCGCCUGCAUUGAGCGAUGUCCGGUCGGGAUUAGAGGACACAGGGUCCAAAUGGGUAAUGCGUGGUCACCUCUGCCCACUCUGGGGUUUGCACUUUCUCAGAGUGAAGCCGCCAAGUCAAGCUACUUGGCACAACACCACACGCUGGGCACGUCCAGUCUGGUGUCACUUGAGUUUUAGUAUUGGUUGUUUUACAUUUGGAGAUUAAUAAAGAUGAAUUUUGGAA